AUGACUACUGCUGUAAAUAAUUCCCAAAAGAAGAAUGUGAACACUAAUAAUGCUCCUUCAGGCGGAGUUCGGAAGAAAUCUGGACCGAAAUUUGAACUUUCUGAUGAGCAAAGACGUGAUAUUAAAGAAGCUUUUGAUUUGUUCGAUACCGAAAACACGGGUAAAAUUGACACAAAAGAACUUAAAGUUGCUAUCCGUGCACUUGGUUUUGAACCGAAAAAAGAAGAAAUCAAAAAAAUGAUUGCAGAAAUUGAUAAGGGUGAUGGCAAAGUGUCCUUUGAUGAUUUUCUGGAAUUAAUGACAGUAAAAAUGGCAGAAAAAGACAUAAAGGAAGAAAUAAUGAAGGCAUUUAAAUUGUUCGAUGAUGAUGAAACAGGAAAAAUUUCAUUUAAAAAUCUAAAAAGAGUAGCGCGUGAAUUGGGAGAGAACUUGACAGAUGAAGAAUUGCAUGAGAUGAUUGAUGAAGCUGAUAGAGAUGGUGAUGGUGAGAUAAAUCAAGAAGAGUUUUUACGUAUUAUGAAGAAAACAAGCCUCUAU
This is a messenger RNA of Brenthis ino (lesser marbled fritillary), 537 nucleotides long. The record is from the annotation of a GenBank genome assembly. NCBI's taxonomy places the organism in Eukaryota, Metazoa, Arthropoda, Insecta, Lepidoptera, Nymphalidae.